Molecule: messenger RNA, 5514 nt
Organism: Centropristis striata (black sea bass)
Lineage: Eukaryota; Metazoa; Chordata; Actinopteri; Perciformes; Serranidae
Gene: tefb
Product: TEF transcription factor, PAR bZIP family member b
Exons: 4
Coding region: 575-1714 (379 amino acids)
Biological process (GO): regulation of transcription by RNA polymerase II
Cellular component (GO): nucleus
Molecular function (GO): DNA-binding transcription factor activity, RNA polymerase II-specific; RNA polymerase II cis-regulatory region sequence-specific DNA binding
Source: RefSeq, a predicted model, not a curated record
AGUGUGCAGAAGUGUGAUUUAGGUACACUCCCGCUAGUUGCUCCCUCCGUCCUGUCCCUGCAGGUUGCAUGCGCGAGCUAUGACACUUUCCACUUUAAAUAAUAUUAAUGUGCAAGUUGCACGAGACUGUAUGUUCCCGUUGCGGUUCAUGUCCCGCACCUAUGGACUGUACGGACUCUCUAUAUAAAGAAUUGGUCUCCAUUUGGAGAAUGUGCAGCCAAUGAGCAGUCACAGACAAAGAGCCCGUGUACUCUGUGCACUCGCAGCAGCUCCAAUGUACAUUAAUGUGGACAGCGCUGACAGCCAAUCAGCUUCUACUAUUCUGUUAGUGGGCGGGGCACACGGCUCAUGAAUAUCCAACAACCGCUCUCGGUGGCCACAGAGAACAAGGGGCUUGUGUAGUGUUGUUUUUGCUUCCUAAAGCGUUCAUAUUGACAUAGGGGUCUGAAAGCAGCGUUGCUGGUGAAACAACCGAAGCUUCGCGUCUGGUUCUGUUGCUUCCCGGCGAAGAGACAUACCUCGGUACCGUUAGGAACAUCUCUCCGGUUUGCUUGGAGCUUAUAGCGGGGAAACAAUGUCGAGCAAAGCCGCCGUGACAGUUGCAGUGAAAGCCAGCGGUAAUGUUGUUACAGCGAGCCCGCAGAAGUCCUUUCCUUUUGUUUUAAAGAAGAUUAUGGACAUCCCCCCUCCUAACAUCCUGGAGGAAGGCGACGACGAUAUAGAGAAAGAGAAGCUGUGCUCGUCUGAGGAUGUGGAGGGAGGCGGGGCUGGAGCAGCCAGUGUUGGUGGAGGUUCCAGAGGAGGAGGCGGCAGUGGAGGGGUAUCAGCCUCUUUGACCCCAGCCAUUUGGGAGAAGACCAUUCCUUAUGAUGGGGAGACCUUCCACUUGGAGUACAUGGACCUGGAUGAGUUCCUCCUGGAGAACGGGAUCCCGGUGAGCCUGGAGGAGGAGGAGCUGCAGAAGACUCUGGCGUCAGUGGGAGUCAAAGGCAAAGCCAUCUCCAAGGUUAUUCUUGCAGCUUCUACUACUACCACUACUCCUGGUGCUGCCGCUGCAGCCCCUGUCCCCGCCAGAGCAUCAUCCCCCUUCACCUCCGCCACCUCUAUGGUCACCUCCGAUCCAGAGGAAGCAGUGACAGUAACUACGUUACAACCAGCUAAACUAGAAGAGGAAGAGGAGGAGGAGGAAGAAGAAGAAGAGGAGGAGGAGGAGGAAGAAGAAGAGGAAUCUUUAUCUGAGGAGGCAACAGCAGAAGUGAAAGAGAAAGAGAAGAAAAUAGAUCGUAACCCUGCAGAACGUAACACGCCCUCCCCCAUUGACCCAGAAGCCAUCGAGGUGGACAUUAAUUUCCAGCCGGAUCCCACAGACCUGGUCCUGUCCAGUGUGCCGGGGGGAGAGCUGUUCAACCCACGCAAACACAAAUUCUCUGAUGAGGAGCUGAAACCGCAGCCUAUGAUUAAGAAGGCCAAGAAAGUGUUUGUUCCUGAUGAACAGAAGGAUGACAAAUACUGGUCCAGGAGGAAGAAGAACAACGUGGCAGCAAAGCGUUCCCGUGACGCUCGGCGGCUGAAGGAGAACCAGAUCACGGUGCGCGCCUCCUUCCUUGAGCGGGAAAAUGCAGCGCUGCGUCAGCAAGUGGCCGAGAUGCGGAAGGACUGCGGCCGCUGCAAGAACAUCCUGGCCCGGUACGAAGCGAAAUACGGCCCGCUGUAAAGAACGCAAACUAAACCCCACGAAAUCUCAAUGAGACAAAAAGCAGAACUCCCUUCCCCAGCAGAAUUCAACACAGACACAAACCACCAAGGGAAUCUAAAUUUGCACUGUUGUCUUCGCUGACCUCCAGUCAGUCACUGUGUCGAGCUCCAGCUGCUUGCUGGAGUUUUCGGACACACACUGGCAGGGCAGUGAGGCAUGAUGGGAGCGGUGGUCACAGGAAGGCCUGUGGAGAGCGCCUGGCUCCUACACUCAAGAGAGGAAGGGGACGAUUGUGGACAUUCCCAUGGUCAAACACACGUGGAACAUCUGGUCUGUCUCAAAAGAGGGUUUCAAGAAUGUCAGGAAAUCUGAAAAGAGCAGACUGGUACAAAAGAAUCACUACACAAAUCAGUUUUUUAUCACUGCACAGCACUUCUUCUUAGUGGACCAAAGCAUGUCAGUUAGAAGUCCUGUAUUUAGAACGGUGCACACUCGCCACCCCUCACAUUUCCUUGUGUUGCACUUAUGUUUGUGUCUGUUGUGUCUCUUUUAAAAAAACUCCAGCUGAGGAUGAAGGUUGUUGAUUAACUCAUGGCAGGGUAGGAUCAGGUGAAUAAAGGAGACAGUGGUACUUCCAGCCUGAAGAGACAGGAAGCCUCAGGGUUGGCAGAGGAGAAAAAGGAUGAGAGCAGUGUGAUUCAGUCACAGUUCUUCCUUCUUGUAACCCACAUGCACGCCUCUGCGCCAACAGAAAACUGUUUGUGUAUAUAUAAUCAUCUCCCUGCACCACAUAGAUACGUGCGAGUAUCAGUGUGUAAUCCAUUUUUUUUGCACUUUCUCUAAAAAAGAUUACAGCGGCGGCAGGUUAUGUACCACCAUCACGGGAGACACGGUAGCUUCAGAACAUGCAUGAGCUACAAUUUAAAGCUACUGUGAUCUUUUCUAACUAACCUCAGAUCAGCUUCCAGAGCCGCCUCACACAAGAUUUUGUUAAAGAAAUACUGAUAUUUUACAAAUGAUGAUUUCUGUAGGUUACUUUCAGAAAGCAUACGUCUGAUGAUCUCCAGGGCCCUCAGGUGGAGGGGUAUGUUCAUGUGUAGGGAUGUUUAUUUGACUGCACACUGCAGGUAGAGGGCGCUACUGCCACUGCCUGCCUGGUUAUGGUGUAGUGAUGGCUGGAUUUUCUUUUUUUAAAGAUUUAAACCAGGCCCAAAGUGGACUGCUUCUAAAACCUUGUAAAUAAAUGAUUGUCUCAUGGUCUUUAUUUCCUAAGACGGGGAUUCUGACUGUGUCUUUAUUAACCCAAUACUAUUCCUUAUAUUUGCCAAAUAGUCAAUGAGUGCUGUAUUUAUUCUGAUGGUAAUAAUGCAUCUGUUGAUUGUGAUGUACAACAAUAUGUCAGAUAAUUAUUUCCUUUGAGGAACAAUACUUCUAAUGAAACCAAUGCAGGGAAAUCAAUGGGUAAACUGUGCUUUUGGAUGUUUUAAAAACAGAUUUAUAUAGUUUUAUGGGAUUUUCUUUCUCUAUAUAUACACACAGCAGCAUGUGUCUGACACAGUACAGGACACACUCUUAUUUACCUCAUCCAACACUUCCUAUUUUUGAAAGGUUAAAGGUUUAGCAGGGCUACAGAGCGGUGUUGGUUAAAGCACAUAAAAAGCAGCUUAAAGACUCUCAGUUGAUAAGUUCUUUUUUUGCGAAAAUGGCUGUGUUUAAAUUAGUAACUACAUUACAGACUGUUAUGGGACUCUAUAUCUCAAGUGUCUUUGGCUGAUGCACACUUUGCGAUCGGCCGGCUUGUGCUCAUAAUCGCCGUUUUCUUGGAAAGAAAAAUAAAUGUGGCAAUAAUACUCUUAUGUAAUGCUCGUUUAAUUUCAGUGAUGAUGUUGUAUGUAAAAAUUGUUAUGAUGUACUAAAUAGAAAUGCCCCAAAGUCAUUUGUGCUUCCAGUUUAGAUCCUCUGUAGUCUGUAGGAUCCUAAUGCAUGAAACCCAGUAAACUUGUCUUCUUUUUUUUCUCGACUAUUUUACACCAAGUGUACUUAUGUCUGUAAACCAUCACUGAAAACUCUAUAUGUUUUUGGAUGGGUUAAGGUUGAUGGUCUAUUGUACAGUUCUGUCAAAAGAAAAAGCAGAACAUCUUUGCUACGAUGUCCUGUGUUUAUCACCUUUCCUUGUGCAGCCAGUGCGUGACCUUGGGGCGACCAUGAGCUGAAAACGGCAUCUUUUGAUCACUGUGUAGAUUGUUUUCUAUUUACUAAAGAUUGAUCUAUAUCUAGAUACACUGGAUCAGUUGGUGAUUUUGUGUUUUCUCGAUAGAUUCUGUUUGUUUCAGUUUCCUGAUGGUGUAUUUAGUGCAAAACAUUUCUUAGCAAUGUGUAUUAUCUUGCAUUGACAUUCAGAACUUGGAAUUGACUGCAUUAUGUUGUUUUAUACAUCAGUGUAGUUGAUGAAUGCAAACUUUGAGUUAUUUUUUUAACUAAAUUAAAAAUGUUCUGCAUCAGGCUGACUAAAGGUACAAGUGAGUCUUUAAGAAGACAUUAAGACAGUUUAUAGUACUAAGUUCAAAAUGUAGCAAUCUCUUUUCUUUUUUUGAUGAGAAGCACCUCAUGGAGCAGGCUUGUAAUUCUGCCCAUUGUUGUUUAGCAGGCCAACUUUAGCCACCAAUAGGAAAAGAAGAUAAUAGCAGAAUUGGUUUAGAUUUGCAGCUGUCUGUCGCCACUUACUGACAAAAAUAAGAACAUCCGCUGCAUUUUUAAAUCCAUCUAUAGGAAACAAAUGCUGCAAAGGCAUGUUUUUCUUUUAUAGCAGUUGUUUGAGGGAUUUAUAUUUAACACUUAUUUUGCUUGUUUUACAGUAACUGUCAUUGAUUGGUUGUCAUGAUUUUGAUUGAGAAAUCAUCAGAAAUUCUAAAUUAGCUUUUUAUUUCAAUAUUUACUAUGACGUUUUAAAUUGAUUAAUAUAUAUUUAGCUAUGUGGCCUUUACGGAGCCCCUUAAGGGUCACAGUGAAUGUUUUUUGCCCAGAAAGAAAGAAAAAGAAGAAAUUGGCGGGGAAGCCCAAACAUAUUGCAAUAUGAUGCAAAAGUAGGCUUCUAAAAAAAUUCUUGCCGUGACCUUUAAGGUGCUCUGGAGUCAACUCUUAUACAGAGUUUGUUUGUUGGGUUUCAAUUGAAAAUUAAAUUGUGACCUUAAAAUUGAAUUUUUUUUUUUGUAGAUUUAGAGAAUUGGACACCAUUAGUUGGUAACUAUAACCUUAAAGCUAAGCUUUGUCCGACACUUCAUUAGGGAAUUGAACAUGAAAGUGUUGACUUAUUUUAUUUAAAAAAAAAAAAAAAAAAAAAAAAGCUGUGCAGGUUUGCAUGUUAAAAAAUAACAAACAUUUCACAUAAAAAGUGUGAAAAACUGCAGUUGUAUCACUCUGCCUGCAGGUGGCGCACAUGUGAAAGUGCUAUUGUUUUCUUUACCUAUAGGUGGUUUUAAAUUAGCAUCUACACCUGAAGGGUUAAACUGCUGUUUUCAGCUUCUGGCCUGAAACUGCAGCACUGGCUUUGGGUGCUGCUCAUCAAUGACACAAUGUCCUUGUUUGCUAUUCAAAGUAGCUCCAAUACUCCUGGAAAAACUAAAAAAAAUACUUAAGAGGUUGAUUUUUAAAAAAAAUGUUUUGUGGUGUUUUUGCUUUAUUUUCUCUUUUUCUAUAAACAUAUGUUUUUGUUCGGUGUUUUUGUAUCGUCCUAACCAUGUAUGGGAUACAUGCAACUGCAGUACCAUGUCCUAACUGUAUCUUGUAUCAUGCAAUUGAAAUAAAUUGGGACAUAAUGA